CUAGAAUUGCCUUGGGUAGAAAUCUGUUUUAAUGUAUAUGUAACUCCACUUCUGGUACUUAGUCAGAUUUAUGUUUUCCUAGAAUUGCCUCUUCUACCUUACGGAUACUGGAAAUUUGGUACAUCUCUUCUACCUUACUGAUACUGGAAAUUUGGUACAUCUCUUCUACCUUACUGAUACUGGAAAUUUGGUACAUCACAGACAGCGCUGCCCAUAUAGGAAACCUACUGUAGCCUGGAUGGUUGCCUUGCUUUUGCUGGAAUAACUCAGUGUGGCCCUGCAUACACCGCCUGCUAAUCUUCACUGGGUCCAAUAAUGUCACCACCUUCAAAUUCAAAAAAACACAAGUCAGGAUCACUUAAAAGAAAAGAGUGUUUUAAAAAGAAGAGAGAACAACAGCUUAUAUCAAAGCAUGCUACUCGGUUUUGGUCAGAAUUUAGAAUUAAAGCUACAUUACCACAAUUUCCUGAAAAACCUCAUACAAGUACAAAUGAUGCAUUUUUGAAUACUGUUGAAGUGACUGCAAGCCCUACGUGCACAUCACAUGAUUUGGUUACAAGUUUGUCUGAGACAACGGAUAAUGCAAAUAUAUGUCAUUUAACAGAACAGAGUGAAAUUACAAAGUUACAGGAAACAAAUGAUACUGAGCUUGCACACACUGAUGUACAAAUUUGUCCAGAAACAGGUGAAAUAGAUAAUAUUGCUUUUUCUACAGCUGCUUCUAUAGCAAGUAUUUCCAAUAGUGAAAAAGAUAAAAUUGUGGCUUCUACUGAUCCUGCUUUGUGGCCAAAGCAAAAUAAAAAUUUGCUUCAGGAUUAUUGGUGUUGUCAUGGUCCACAAAUGUGUAGAAAUUUUACUGGAAAGUACAAUGUUUCAGAAAGACGUUAUUCUGGUGGUGUGAAACGGUCUUUCAAUAAUGAAAUGGUAGAGCGUAUAAUGCCAAAUGGAGAAACUGUGGUAAGAAGCUUCAUUAUCUAUUCACCUUCUGAGGGAAACAUAUUUUGUUUUCACUGUCGACUUUUUUCAACAAAAACGACAGCAUUUUCUUAUUAUGGCUUUAGUGACUGGAAGCAUGCAUCUGACUGCCUCAUACACCAUGAAAAUAGUGCAGAACAUCAGCGGUGUGUAAAAGCCUAUAUUAAAAGGUGCCAUGUACAAGGUAGAAUAGAUUCUGAAGUACAAAAGACACUUGAAAUCCGAGAGAGGUAUUGGAAAGAUGUCUUAAGACGUGUUGUUGCCACAGUGAAAUUUCUCUCCCAGUAUGGUUUACCCUUUCGUGGCACAGUAGAGAGAUUUGGCUCUCCAAAUAAUGGUGUGUACCUUGGAUCUCUUGAAUACUUGGCUCAGUUUGAUCCAUUCAUAGCUGCACACAUAGAAAAGUAUGGUAACAAAGGGCGAGGUAAGCCUUCUUACCUGUCUUUGGGUAUCUGUGAAGAGAUGAUUACCAUGAUGGGUCGCAAAGUCCAGAACCAAAUUGUUAAAGAAAUAAUAUCUGGAAAAUAUUAUUCUUUAUGUGUGGACUCCACUCCAGACGUAAAUCAUGUAGAUCAGCUGACAUUUACAGUUCGCUUUGUCAACAAGUGUACUGGUCAACCAGUAGAGAGAUUUCUGCAAUUUGUACCAAUUCAUUCACACACUGGAGAGUCUUUGGCAAAUACCAUAUUAAAGACUCUUGAAGAACAUAAAAUACCGAUUAAAGAUUGUCGUGGUCAAGCAUAUGACAAUGCAAGUAACAUGUCCGGAAAGUAUAAAGGAGUAAAGACUCAUAUUCAGAAAGUGAACCCACUAGCUGAAUAUGUGCCUUGCAGUGCACACUCCCUUAACUUGGUUGGCCAGCGAGCUGUAAGUGUCUGCCCCACCGCAGCUGAUUUUUUUUCACUUGUGCAGCUAUUGUAUGAUUUUUUCUCAGGCUCUACACACCGCUGGGAAUUGCUACUUAGUCACUUAAAGCCAAAUGAGAAAGGUAGAGUUUUGACCCUAAAAGGGCUUGGAGACACACGAUGGUCAUCUCAUGCAAAUGCUGUUAAAGCUUUAUUUCAAAACUACUGCAACAUACUGCAGUGUUUAAAAAAAAUUGAAAGUAAUGAAGAAGAAUAUGUAGACACACGUAAGCUUGCAAAACCAUUAAUUAAAAAACUGGAAAAAUUGGAAAAUGUCAUAACUAAUGUCGGUAACUUUGCAACCGAAUUCUGGAGCAAUUUAACUUAA
Messenger RNA from Xenopus laevis (African clawed frog), 2208 nucleotides. RefSeq names its product zinc finger MYM-type protein 1-like. Lineage: Eukaryota; Metazoa; Chordata; Amphibia; Anura; Pipidae. The record is from RefSeq and is a predicted model, not a curated record. The transcript is spliced from 2 exons. The coding region runs from base 316 to 2208 and encodes 630 amino acids.